Molecule: messenger RNA, 807 nt
Organism: Lithohypha guttulata
Lineage: Eukaryota; Fungi; Ascomycota; Eurotiomycetes; Chaetothyriales; Trichomeriaceae
Exons: 1
Coding region: 1-807 (268 amino acids)
Source: RefSeq, a predicted model, not a curated record
AUGGGUCAUGCAGCAUCGAAACCAGACCCGAACGCAAAGUUCAGAGUCAUCGGAGCAGGUCUAUCCAGGACCGCCACCACCUCCUUUGGCGCAGCCCUGACAGAGUUGCUGAACGGUCCUUGUCACCAUGGAGGUACGCAGUUGCUUUGCUCCGAUGAGUCAGUGAUCAAGAGAUGGAUAGAGGUUUUCCGGAAGACACCCAUCAAGAACGAUGAAGACAAGAAGGUAGUACAUGCCGAAAUCAAGUCCUUGAUGGACGGCUUUGUUGGCUGUACCGAUCUGCCAGGAAAUGCAGUCGUUGAAGAACUCCUAGAGAUAUAUCCUGAUGCUAUUGUCAUCUGCACAGUCCGUGAUCCGGAGAAAUGGUGGGAAUCGAUUCGCCCGAUCGUCGAGAAUGCCAACUUCACAGUACUGUCGUGGAUUCUUGCGCCCGUCCCACGGUUUAGAUGGUUUCGAACAUAUCACGAUGCGCUAGAUGAUGGCAAUUUUGGACAGGCUCACUUCAAGCCGGGUGAGCCAAAAAAGCCUUCGAGAGUGACGUACGAGCGACACAUUGAAUACCUCAAACGAGUAGUACCAAAGGACAGGUUAUUCUUCUUCGACGUUCGAGAUGGUUGGGAACCAUUGUGCCAGAUGCUCGGAGUACCAGUACCUAAAGACAAGCCAUUUCCAAGGCUCAAUGAUGCUGCUGCCGUCGAAGGAAUAAUGAAAAGUGGCAUCAAGCAGGGUAUGAUGACUUGGGCCGGAAUUGGUGUGACUGCUGUCGCUGGUCUAUAUACUGGAUUGCGCAUGGCGAGAAUUUUUUGA